This is a messenger RNA of Parnassius mnemosyne (clouded apollo), 387 nucleotides long. NCBI's taxonomy places the organism in Eukaryota, Metazoa, Arthropoda, Insecta, Lepidoptera, Papilionidae. The record is from the annotation of a GenBank genome assembly.
AUGUCUGUAGAUUGUCAGGCUUGUGGUGUCCAAGUGUCUGAUGGUUUUUACAUGAUAUGUUCCAAAAAACAGUGCGAAAAAGUCUAUGAUUUAAAUUGCCUAGGAGUGACACAAAAUGAAUUCAGUUCCUUCUCGGAAAAACACACGAAGCAAUGGGUCUGUCUGGAGUGCGUUUCUUCUAAACCUAAACCUAAACGCUAUGACUCGCAUACACCUGUCAGGAGCAUCCCGGAGCUAAAAACAUGCACGCCCAGAGCCAAUGUCAACACUCAACUGGGAAGCCGCAAGAAAUUGAUGGAUGAAUCAAUUAUUGAGUGUGAUAGUAAUAAUAGAGAUGAUAAUUUUUUGUCCGAGUUUAGACAGUUUAAAUAUGAAGUAUUAAGCUAA